This is a messenger RNA of Choloepus didactylus (southern two-toed sloth), 4186 nucleotides long. It is a transcript of the gene PAOX, whose product is annotated as polyamine oxidase. NCBI's taxonomy places the organism in Eukaryota, Metazoa, Chordata, Mammalia, Pilosa, Megalonychidae. The coding region runs from base 627 to 2309 and encodes 560 amino acids. The record is from RefSeq and is a predicted model, not a curated record. The transcript is spliced from 7 exons. Gene Ontology annotation, molecular function: polyamine oxidase activity.
CCGCCGACCCGGGGAACAUCCGCGCUGUCAGCGCGCGCGGCCUCCGCGGGGGAGGCUGCUCGGGGCCGGGUGGAGGCCGGGGAAGGAGUCCCUUCCCUUAUCUCUCCUGGAACCAGACAGACAGGCCGCCCGGGCGGCCCGCCCGACGCCGCUCCCCAGGCUGGGCGCACGCGCCCAGCGUCCUGCCCCGAGGCCGCGGCGACAGCACUCCCCGACCCUCAGCCUCCGGGUGCUGCGGAGGCUCCGGGGCGCGCAAGGGCCGGUGCUCAUCGCCCCUCGGCUACAGUCGGGGGCGUAGCCCGGACUCCGGACGCCCCAGGGCCAGUCCGGAGAGGCGCGUGGAGCCGAGGGAGGCUGACGCGGGGACCCCCGCCGGGUCCGGCCCCGCGCCGCGCCCACCCCGUCCCCUACCCCGCCUCGGUCUGGCCACUCGCGCGCUCCCCGCUGCACUCUCCGCGCUGCCUCGGGAUCUCCCUCCUCCCCGCCCCUCGCCGCCCCGGGCUCGCGCGCCUCGCGCCCCUCCUCCCCCUCGCGCUCCCCCGCCCUCCCCUCCCGCGGGGCAGUCCGGGCCCGCAGACCUCCGCGCGGCGGCGGCGGGGACGCGCGGGGACUGCCCAGGCCGGCGGAUGGAGUCGAGCGGCGGCAGCGCGGAGGCCCCGGGCCGCGGCCCGCGGGUGCUGGUGGUGGGCGGCGGCAUCGCGGGGCUGGGAGCCGCCGAGAGGCUCUGCCGCCACCCGGCCUUCUGGCAGCUGCGGGUCCUGGAGGCCACGGCCCGCGCCGGCGGCCGCAUCCGCUCGGAGCGCAAAUUCGGUGGCGUGGUGGAGAUGGGUGCGCAGUGGAUCCACGGCCCCUCCAAGGGCAACCCCGUCUUCCAGCUGGCUGCCCAGUACGGGCUGCUGGGGGAGAAGGAGCUGUCGGAGGAGAACCAGCUGGUGGAGCUCGGGGGCCACGUGGGCCUGCCCUCCGUGUCCUACGCCAGCUCCUGGCAGCGCCUGAGCCUCGAGCUGGUGGCAGACAUGGCCAGUCUCUUCUACAGCCUGCUAGACCAGACCCGGGAGUUCCUGCACGUGGCCGAGACCCCCGUCCCCAGCGUCGGCGAGUUCCUCAGGAGGGAGAUCGGCCAGCAGGCGGCUGAGUGGACAGAGGACGAGGAGACGAGGAAGCUCAGGCUGGCGGUGCUGAGCACGUUCUUCCACCUGGAGUGCUGUGUCAGCGGCACCCACAGCAUGGACCGGGUCGCCCUCGGGCCUUUCGGGGAGUACACCAUGCUGCCCGGGCUGGACUGCACCUUCUCCGGGGGCUACGAAGGCCUCACAGGCUGCAUCCUGACUUCUUUGCCCAAGGAUGUCAUGGUUUUCAACAAACCAGUGAAGACCAUCCAUUGGAACGGGUCCUUCCGAGAAGAGGCGGUUCCCACGGAGAUGUUCCCGGUGCUGGUGGAGUGCGAGGACGGGGCCUGCUUCGCUGCGCAUCACGUCAUCCUCACUGUGCCGCUAGCCUUUGCGUGCUCUGGAAUUAAGGGUUUGACCAUAAGAGAAGAGCAAACGAGCAGAUGUUUCGUUGGUUGGGUGGUGGCUGGAAAGGAUGGGAACUGCCUUUGGAGGGGAAGCCAGGUGCACCUUCCUGGAGCCAGGAAACAGGCUUCCUUAAAGAACAUCUGGACACCUUCUUUCAGCCGCCGCUGCCCCCUGAGAAGGCAGAAGCCAUUGGGAGAAUGGGCUUUGGGACCAACAAUAAAAUCUUCCUGGAGUUUGAGGAGCCCUUCUGGGAGCCGGAAUGCCAGUUCAUCCAGGUGGUGUGGGAGGACAUGUCGCCGCUGGAGAAUGCCCGCCUGGAGCUGCAGGACGCCUGGUUCAAGAAGCUUGUGGGCUUCUUGGUCCUGCCGGCCUUUGAGAGACCCCCGGCUCCCGGCGCCCAGGAGCGUGCUGCGGUCUCGCUGGCACAGUGCCCCCUACACCCGGGGCUCCUACAGCUACGUCGCCGUGGGCAGCACUGGGGACGACAUCGACACGCUGGCCGAGCCCCUCCCUGCAGGCGGCACAGGCACCCAGCUUCAGGCAUUUUCGGUUGACUUCUCACUGCAGGAGAUGAGGUUGCAGCUUCCUUUCACUCCUUUGCCCACCCCGACUCCCAAACACUCUCCCACCAUCCCCCGAACAUUCACCUGCUCCUGUUUGCUCAGUAAAUGCUAUUCACAGCUGAGCACUGAGAAUGCGAUGGUUUCUUUUCAUGCCCAUUUGUGGGUGGGAGAGUAUGUGAGUGUGCACACAUGUGUUAUUGUGAGUGCACACGUGUGUGUGUGCAUGUGAGUAUGCAUACACAUAAGCAUGAGUAUGUGUGUGAGCAUGUUUGAGUGUGUUACCGUGAGCAAGAGUUUGUGUGUGUUUACAUGGGUGAGUGUGCACGAGUGGGAGUGUGCAUGCACGUGUGGUGUGAGCAUGUGUGAGUGCAAGUGCGUGUAAGGGGGUAUGUGUGUGAGUGCACAUGUGUGUGUUUCUCACCCACUCUGCUAGUGUAGUCACUCAUGGGCUCGGGCUCCACCAGCCUCAGCUGCUGGAAGACACGGCUGGAGCCUGCAGGGAGCUGCCGCCCCACGCCCGGCCGGCUCUGGCCCUGGGCUCUUCCUCCCACUCCCUGUGCAGUGCCCCCCGUACUGCUUCCCGCUCUGGCCCCGAUCCUGUGCUCUGCAUCACCCCUCUUGGGCAGCUCCUUUGCUUUGUGGCAGCAUUUAUUCCAGUAGCUUCCUGAGAAAGGCUUGCAAGGGAGGUAAACUUUUAGGGACCUCAUACAUCUGAAAAUGUCUUGUUUCUACUUUUACACCUGAUAGUCUGGCCAGCUGUCACCAUUGAUAUUGCAGUGCAAUAAAUUGCCCCAAAACUUAGUGGUGGAAACAACCAUUAAGCUGAGAGAUUCUGUAGGUCAGAAAUUCAGACAGGGCACAGUGGGGAUGCCUGGGGUCUCGGCUGGCUUGGAAUCACCCGGGGCUCCGCCACCCACCUGCUCACCCCUGGACCGGGAGGGCUGGAAGCCCGGCUCAGCUGCGGCAGCACCUGCACGCGGCCCCUCGGUGGCUUGGCCUUCCUCGUGGCCUGGAAGCCUUGGCAGCCACGCCCCGGCUCGGGCGGCUCAGGGCUCCAGCACGCGGGUGCCAUUUGGUGGCCUGGUGGUCAGGAAGCACCACUUCUGUCCCCACUCUCCACUGGCCGAAGCGGUUGCUAGCCUCGAUUCAGGGAGGGUGGCCUAGAUCCCACCUCUGCAUGAAAGGAGUGUCAAAGAAUUUACAGCCAUUGAAACCCCCACACUGGGUAUGAAACUUUACUGGGAGCCGUGUCCCUCGGGUUUUAAAGGCGUUCUCCGGUGUUGCUGUUGGGAAUCCAAGGCAUUCAGAUUCCUUUCCUCCUCAUGCCGCCUGAUUUUUCAAGCCUCUGAGGAAGCUCAGAAUGCACAGGGUUAAGCACCAACAGUCAGAGGCUGAGUCUGAGUCUGACCGCCUUCUAAGUUCCAUACACGCAUGAACUCAUUUCACACAACUUGCUUUGCACCGAAUGUUCUGAAAUCUCACCAGGAAAUGCCUUCCUUCUUUGUGCUAAGCACUUGGUCAACCCUUUUGAUCUGGAAAUUCAUGUUCAUUAGCUCAGGAAAUUCUCCUGAAUUAUCUGAUGCACUUUCCAUUUUUUUUCUCUCUUUCUGGGAUUUCUGUUAUUUGGAUGUUGGAAUUCUGGACUAGUCCUCAUAUUGUCUUAUCUUUUCCUUCAUAAUUUCUCUCUCUGAUUUUCUUGCUCUACCGUGCCUUCCAGUCCUUCUGUCGAGUCUUUAAUUUUGCUCUCUUGUUUAAUUUCCAAGAGCUCUUCUUUGCUCUCUGGGAGUUCCUUCACUGUUUGCAGCAGCGGUGGUAGCUGGUGCUUGUUGCAUGUUCACAGCAGAGGGUGAUUAAGUGACAAUUGAAACCACUUACUGGUCCUCAGUUAAGUAUUAGGUUUGAGAGAAUCUGAACCACAGUAGUGACAUCUUCAUGCUGAGAAAGGACCUGAGCACAUCUGCUAGCUUAGGAGCGUGUUGCAAAAGCUAACUGUUCACAUAAUUUUGGACGAGUUAGAAUUUCAGGUUCGUUGUACUGAUAAGUUUGAUUUGGCAGCAAGCAGAAGGAAUAUGGCUUGCGGCCUGGCCCGGGCAUCCACCUCCUAAU